AUGCAGCCAGCACUGAAGAAUGAGUCCAGCGUCUUAAUAUUUACACUCUCUGCUCUGAAUGAAACAACAGAGAACAGAUAUGUCUUGUUUUCUUUAACUGCACUGUACUAUCCUUUGAUUGUCUUUUGUAAUGUAACCGUGAUUUUCACUAUAAUCUCACAUAAGAAGCUCCAUGAGCCAAUGUAUGUGUUUAUAUGUAGUUUGUGUGUAAAUGGACUUUUUGGCACUGUUGGCUUCUACCCUAAAUUCUUGUAUGAUUUAUUAUCCCAAGAUCAAGUGAUUUCCUAUGUUGGGUGUCUGAUUCAGAUCUUUGUCAUUUAUUCAUCUCUUCUGUGUGAUUUUUCAACACUAACAGUCAUGGCGUAUGACAGGUAUGUGGCAAUAUGUAGACCACUGGAGUAUCAUUCUGUAAUGACUGCUCGCAUGGUUUUCAAAUGCAUCCUUUUUUGUUGGCUUCCUCCCAUGUCUUGCUUGUGCCUUCUAGUUACAUUAACAUCAAGAUUAACCUUAUGUGGCUCUAGUAUUGAAAAGCUAUAUUGUGAAAAUUGGUCAGUUGUUAAACUGUCCUGUUUUUCCACGACGGUAAAUAAUGUGAUUGGGUUUGUCAUCAUUAUUAUUUAUUUUACACAUGCAGUAUUGGUGUUUUGCUCAUACAUGUACUUAAUCAGAAAAUGUAGGAAGUCGAUAGAGGGCAGGCACAAAUUCAUACAAACGUGUGUGCCGCAUCUGCUUUCAUUAAUCAAUGUGACAACUGCUUUUUUGUUUGAUGUACUGUUCAGUCGUUAUGGCUCGAAGAGUGUGCCUCAAAGUCUGCGUAAUUUUAUGGCGCUUGAAUUUUUACUCCUACCACCCAUUUUAAAUCCUCUCAUUUAUGGGUUAAAACUGACAGCAGUGCGCCAGGAAGUUAUGAGACUGUUUUCCAAGAGACAAAUGUGA
Molecule: messenger RNA, 936 nt
Organism: Danio rerio (zebrafish)
Lineage: Eukaryota; Metazoa; Chordata; Actinopteri; Cypriniformes; Danionidae
Gene: or62c6
Product: odorant receptor, family 62, subfamily C, member 6
Biological process (GO): G protein-coupled receptor signaling pathway; signal transduction
Cellular component (GO): membrane; plasma membrane
Molecular function (GO): G protein-coupled receptor activity; olfactory receptor activity
Source: RefSeq, marked provisional